This is a messenger RNA of Vitis riparia (riverbank grape), 1211 nucleotides long. Its product is annotated as cytochrome P450 CYP82D47-like. Lineage: Eukaryota; Viridiplantae; Streptophyta; Magnoliopsida; Vitales; Vitaceae. Gene Ontology annotation, biological process: defense response to other organism. The coding region runs from base 45 to 1211 and encodes 388 amino acids. The transcript is spliced from 2 exons. The record is from RefSeq and is a predicted model, not a curated record. Gene Ontology annotation, molecular function: oxidoreductase activity, acting on paired donors, with incorporation or reduction of molecular oxygen; heme binding; monooxygenase activity.
UUGCUCCUUGUGGACCAUAUUGGCGUGAUGUGCGGAAGCUAGCCAUGGCUGAGCUGCUGUCAAACCGCCAGCUUGAGAUGCACAAGCAUGUCCAGGACUCAGAAGUCAAGAUCUUAAUAAAAGAGCUUUAUGGGCAAUGGGCAAUGGGCAAGCAACAAGGACGCCCCGCUUUGGUGGAGAUGAAGGAAAAUUUUGGGAACUUGGCACUGAACGUAGUGGUGAGAGCAAUUGCGGGGAAACGGUAUUUUGGGACCCAUGCCUGUGGUGAUGAGCCAAAACGGGGCAAAAAGGCCUUUGAGGAUUUCAUUAUUCUAGUGGGGCUGUUCAUGGUCUCGGAUGCCAUCCCUUUUCUCGGCUGGUUGGACACGGUGAGAGGGUUUACCCCUGAAAUGAAGAGAGUAGCUAAGGAGGUGGAUUAUGUGCUUGGAAGCUGGGUGGAGGAGCAUCGCCAGAAUAGGCUUUCUGCGAACGACAAUAGGGCUGAGCAAGACUUCAUACAUGCCAUGCUUUCUGUCAUAGAUGAUGGCCAAUUCUCUGGUCGUGAUCCUGACACCAUCAUUAAGGGCACUUGCUCGAACCUCAUAUUAGCUGGCUAUGAAUCAACAUUUAUCACUCUUACAUGGGCCCUCUCUCUUCUACUGAACAACCGCCAUGCGCUAAAAAAUGCACAAGAAGAGCCGGAAAUCCAUGUGGGAAAGCAUCGCCAAGUGGAUGGAUCAGAUAUAAAGAACCUAGUCUACUUGCAAGCCAUCGUCAAGGAAACAUUACGACUGUACCCUCCUGGGCCACUUUCCCUGCCACAUGAGGCCAUUGAAGAUUGCACUGUGGCUGGCUUUCACAUCCAAGCUGGGACGCGCCUUUUGGUUAAUCUCUGGAAGUUGCAUCGUGACCCCAGAGUCUGGUUGGACCCUUUGGAGUUCCAACCAGAGAGGUUCCUGACAAAGCAUGCAGGUUUGGAUGUUAGGGGUAAAAAAUAUGAACUUCUACCCUUUGGUUCAGGUAGAAAGGUAUUCCCAGGAAUCUCAUUUGCACUGGAGUUGACGCAUCUGACGCUAGCAAGACUGCUUCAUGGUUUUGAAUUGGGAGCGGUUGCAGAUUCACGGGUGGAUAUGACUGAAAGUCCUGGGUUGACUGCCCUCAAAGCAACUCCACUGGAGGUCACAAUUGUUCCAAGGCUACCUUUCGAGCUCUAUAGUUAUGAAGCAGCAUAG